Molecule: messenger RNA, 330 nt
Organism: Capronia coronata CBS 617.96
Lineage: Eukaryota; Fungi; Ascomycota; Eurotiomycetes; Chaetothyriales; Herpotrichiellaceae
Exons: 2
Coding region: 1-330 (109 amino acids)
Biological process (GO): attachment of spindle microtubules to kinetochore
Cellular component (GO): DASH complex; mitotic spindle
Source: RefSeq, a predicted model, not a curated record
AUGGAAGAAAACACCGUCUACUCGGACUCGCGAAAUCCUCUUCUAGACCUAGCCGGUCAGGCGUCUGGAGUGUCUCCACUGGAACAGGAAGUGCUUGAUGAAUAUGAGCGGCUGGCCAGAAACAUGAAAGAGCUCUCUUCCGCUCUAGCAUCGCUCUCGGGCGGACCCAUCACGCUUGAGAUGGCGGAAGGCCUUCGGCUACUGGAGAGAAAAGUGGCCAGCGUGUACACGUUGAUGAAGGCCAGUGUCUACAGUAUCGUACUGCAGCAAGGCCAAAUAGAGGGCAUGGAAGGCGAUGGAUUUGACGGAGAAGACAACACUCAGCGUUGA